This is a messenger RNA of Coccomyxa subellipsoidea C-169, 1144 nucleotides long. Its product is annotated as DHDPS-domain-containing protein. The coding region runs from base 80 to 1144 and encodes 354 amino acids. The record is from RefSeq and is a predicted model, not a curated record. Gene Ontology annotation, molecular function: 4-hydroxy-tetrahydrodipicolinate synthase activity. Lineage: Eukaryota; Viridiplantae; Chlorophyta; Trebouxiophyceae; Coccomyxaceae. The transcript has 6 exons.
AUUCGGUGCACUCAGGACUACAUAGAAGGGGAAACGAAAGACGCAUACUUUCAAUCGCGACCUCUGAAACGAGCAAAGAAUGUCGUUGCAGGGUGCAGGCACUAGCACGUUGCCAAGCACAACAACACCAUGCCCAUUAAAUCGCAGCAGCCAAAGGCAGAGGCGAAGAAUUCCUGUGACUGCUGUGCUUGCAACGCCACGAGAAGUUCAGAUUCAGAAGCGAUCCACGCUUGAGGCGCUGCAAGCUGCUCGAACUAUCACGGCAGUGAAAACACCUUAUCUUGAGAAUGGCCGCAUGGAUCUGGAAUCCUACGACAGAUUAUUAGAGCAGCAAGCACUGGGAGGUGUGGAGGGAGUCAUCGUCGGAGGAACGACAGGGGAAGGCCAGUUGAUGAACUGGGAUGAGCACAUCAUGCUCAUCAGCCACACAGUCAAUGUGUUCGGGAGGAACCUUCUAGUCAUCGGGAACACAGGCAGUAACUCCACCAGAGAAGCCCUGCAUGCCACAGAGCAGGGCUUUGCCGUGGGCAUGCAUGCCUCCCUGCAGAUCAAUCCUUACUAUGGCAAAACUUCCAUGCCAGGCUUGGUAAGGCAUUUUGGCGCAGUGCUGGAUGAGGGGCCAGCCAUUAUCUACAAUGUACCUGGCAGAACUGGCCAGGACAUCCCGAACGAUGUUGUAUAUCAGCUUGCCACCCACCCCAACUUCCUGGGAGUCAAGGAGUGCACAGGCAACCAGAGAAUACAGGACUACGCGAACCAGGGCAUCCGGUGCUGGAGCGGCAACGAUGACGAGGCGCACGCGGCGCGGCACGAGUUUGGCGGGCAGGGGGUGAUAUCGGUGACGUCCAACCUGCUGCCGGGGCUGUACUCGCGGCUCAUGAACAGCCCCAACCCGGAGCUCAUGGACAGCCUGCAGGCGCUCGUGGCCUGGCUCUUCUGCGAACCCAAUCCCAUCGGCGUCAACACCGCCAUGGCGAUGUGCGGCAUGGCAAAGCCAGUGUUCCGGCUGCCCUACGUGCCCCUCAGCUAUGAGCAGAGGGUUGAGGGAGCGAAGCUGCUCAGGGCCGUGGCAGAGCAUUUGCCCGGCGUCACAGACAUCAAGGUUCUGGAUGAUGAUGACUUCAUUCUCAUUGGCAGGCACUGA